CGCGUCUCCCGGGCGGAGUGUUCUGUGCUCCAGCCUGCGGUUCCGGCGUCGGGGGCUCGGCACCGGGGCUCGCCACAGCGGCGCGGGUCCUCUCAGCGCAGGGCCACCUCCUCUGCCCCAGGUCACCGCCCACCCCAGCCCCACCCUAGCGGCGCCAGGCUCCGGGCGCGCCCCGGGAGCGCGGGGACAUGCGGUCCGAGAAGUCCCUCGCGCUGGCGGCGCCGGCCGAGGCCCGGGGCCCGGACGGGGAGCCGCAGGACGCCGCAGACUUCCCGGAGGCCGGCGGCGCCGGGGGCUGCUGCAGCAGCGAGCGGCUGGUCAUCAACAUCUCCGGGCUGCGCUUCGAGACGCAGCUGCGCACCCUGUCGCUGUUCCCUGACACGCUCCUGGGAGACCCGGGCCGCCGCGUCCGCUUCUUCGACCCGCUCCGCAACGAGUACUUCUUCGAUCGCCACCGGCCCAGCUUCGACGCCAUCCUCUACUACUACCAGUCCGGGGGCCGCCUGCGCAGGCCGGUCAACGUGCCCCUGGACAUCUUCCAGGAGGAGAUCCGCUUCUACCAACUGGGCGACGAGGCCCUGGCGGCCUUCCGGGAGGACGAGGGCUGCCUGCCGGAAGGGGGCGAGGACGAGAAGCCGCUGCCCUCCCAGCCCUUCCAGCGCCAGGUAUGGCUGCUCUUCGAGUACCCUGAGAGCUCGGGCCCCGCCAGAGGCAUCGCCAUCGUCUCCGUGCUGGUCAUCCUCAUCUCCAUCGUCAUCUUCUGCCUGGAGACCCUGCCCCAGUUCCGGGCAGAGGGUCGCGGGGGAAGCAGUGACGGUGUGAGUCGAGUGGCCCCAGCUUCCAGAGGCAGUCAGGAGGAAGAGGAGGACGAGGAUGAUCCGUAUACCUUCCAUCGUGGCCUCGCCCCUGGGGCGAUGGGGACAGGGGGCUCACCCUCACUCAGUACUCUUGGGGGCUCCUUCUUUACAGACCCCUUCUUCCUGGUGGAGACUCUAUGCAUUGUGUGGUUCACGUUUGAGCUCCUGGUGCGCUUCUCUGCCUGCCCCAGCAAGCCAGCCUUCUUCCGGAACAUCAUGAACAUCAUCGACAUAGUGGCCAUCUUCCCCUACUUCAUCACCCUGGGCACGGAGCUGGCACAGCAACAGGAGCAGCAGUCAAUGAGUGGAGGCGGUGGCCAGAACGGGCAGCAGGCCAUGUCCCUGGCCAUCCUCAGGGUGAUCCGCCUGGUCCGGGUGUUCCGCAUCUUCAAGCUCUCCCGCCACUCCAAGGGGCUGCAGAUCCUGGGCAAGACCUUGCAGGCCUCCAUGAGGGAGCUGGGGCUGCUCAUCUUCUUCCUCUUCAUCGGAGUCAUCCUCUUCUCCAGUGCUGUUUACUUUGCUGAGGCUGAUGAUGGUGAUUCGCUCUUCCCCAGCAUCCCGGAUGCCUUCUGGUGGGCGGUGGUGACCAUGACCACUGUGGGCUAUGGGGACAUGUACCCCAUGACCGUGGGGGGCAAGAUUGUGGGCUCGCUGUGUGCCAUCGCUGGGGUCCUCACCAUUGCCCUGCCCGUCCCGGUCAUAGUCUCCAACUUCAACUACUUCUACCACCGGGAGACGGAGCAGGAGGAGCAGGGACAGUACACCCAUGUCACUUGCGGGCAGCCCACGCCUGACCUGAAGGCCACUGACAAUGGACUUGGAAAGCCAGACUUCUCUGAGGCCGCCCGGGAACGGAGACCCAGCUACCUGCCCACUCCACAUCGGGCAUAUGCAGAGAAAAGGAUGCUCACCGAGGUUUGACAUGGUCCUGCAGGAGACCCAGGUCCUGCAGGAGAAGGGACGUGCUGAGCAGACCAUCUCUGAGGCUUCAUUCUCAUCUCCGCAACUCUCGCCCUUGACUCUUGCCCCUAGAUCCUAUACAGACAUCCAGGACCAAAUACCUGGACUAGUCAACCUUGUUGCUUGAUCCCUGCAGCAUUCGAGGUUUAUCCACCUGAGCGACAUUUUUGAAAUUCCAAUGGUGCCAUCCAGUCAUGUCCAUCUUCUGUCACAUGGAUGAGAUGUACAUUUAUGUCUGACCUUCCCCGAAGACUCUGAUUUCUCAUUUCUGGGACUGGUAGUAUCUCUAGAAAGAGCCAUGUCAAUAGAACAGGAGCCAGCCAUACUCAGGUCCUGUCUCUUUCCAGUGUUCUUUGCUUUGAGGCAUGCGCCUGUCUUACCUUCUGGUCACCCAGUACCUGAUACCUCGCAGGAACUGGAGGAUGGAAACAGUAUUCCACCUGCUGUUUUAUUCUAGUACUGUGUAACAUCUGCUGGUCAUCCUGCAGAAGACACUUGAAGGAGCAUUUAGCUGCACAGCCUCGACAUAUAUUAGUCUUGGGUGAUACAGAAAAAUACAGAAAAAUGCAAUUAAACGGGACCAUUUAGAGGACAUGAGGCUCAGUCCUGGGCCAAGGGGCCUAUGGAUUUUCCCAGGUGUGAGCCAGUGGCAGCAGACACCGGUGCUUGGCUGAGACUUAGUCCUCCCCAUGCCGAUCCCUGACUGUCUUCGAGCUUCCAGGAAGGCUCCUUCUCAGAGCCAGGUACUCCUUUGUGCAAGUGCCUUCCUGUGCAGAGUGAUCGGAAAAGGGAACCACAGAGCUGGAAGAAACAGCUGCGUAGAGCUGAGCAACUGGCUUGACCACAAACCUGAAGCCAAGUGUCACUGAAACAGGAGCUGUCAUCUUGGAGUGAUAGCAGAAUCUGACUGCAGGCAAUAGUUUUCCCUCUAUCAUUUCCCCCAACCUCUGAAACCCUCUCCCCUUUUUCCAGGGAGUCUCACUUAGGGCUGCAGUUGAAGUCUCACUUAGGGUUGCAGUUCAAGUCUCUUUAAAGUCACCUUACCUGAAAUCUGCAGAGGUGAAAGCACGGGUUGGCUGCCAGCCUAGGCUUCUUCCCGUUCCAUGGGCAGCAAGGUAAGGGUUAGGAUUAGAAGCGAGCAGCACUCCUCCUGGCAGCCCCGCUGUUCUUGCUGUGUGGCAGGCAUUCUCCUUCUCUGCCCUGGAGCCACGCGUGGCCUGCUCUGCCUGGUAAGGUAACAUGGUAGGGCACCCUUCUUCCAUGGUGCACCCCUUCCAUUCAUCCCACCCGCCCACACCCCUCUUCUUUCUCCUGGUAGCAUUGAUGUUCUUUUUUUUUUUUUUUCCUUUCAUAAACUGUGCUGUACCAUUCGGAUCUCUCCUGGGUGCAGUUCUGAAACCGAAAGGACUGUUAAAACAUUUAGAAUUUUCUAUCUAUGCUUUAAGACUCUUUGAUGAGAAUUUUUUUAGAAAAUUAUUUUCUCAAAGAGCAAUUUAUGAGGGACAGCCUUUUGAAGGUCCACUUGAGGGGCUUCUGUGAGUGUCAGAUCCAAAGCUGGAUUUUGCCACAGCUUUACAGGGUAACUGGUGAGAUAGUCCCUCUUUGUGCCUCAGUUUCCCUAUUAAAUGGGAACAUCAAUGUCUUUCCCUCCCUACCUCAUGGGGAAUGUUAAUGAACUCAUCUGGGAAGCUGGGGAAGACACUAUGCAAAUAUGUGAAUUAUAGUAAUGAAUUUGAUUUUUAGUUUAUCACCUGGUCUUCCCAUCUUCCAGAGGCAAGGUUUCCCUCUAAAGUUUCUGCCUGGGAUUGAGAGCCUAAGAAAUAGACCAUUGGUUUCCUAAAUCCCUCCUCCCUUGGGCUGGGCUACCAUCUUUUUUCUUCAGAAUGGAGGACACUCUUUAGUAGGCUUGGUGGGAUCCUUCUAGGGAUGGAGCUCACCUUGCCUUGGAGCUUACUUCUCCAACCUGAAAUAUAGUAGAACACAGAGGUGUUUGUGAAUCAGAGGCCAGGAAGUGCUCUUUUUCCAAAUUGCUUCCAUUACUCCUGGCUCUUUGGAGGAAAAGGGCCCACUCCAGUGGCUAGAGGGCUGCUCCCAGCUGAGGGUAAAUGUUGGUACCUGGAUGCAUGCAUCUCUACAUAUGUGUGUGAUCAUCCUCCUCACCAUUCUAAGCUAACAUUGCCUUUUCAAGUCUGAGCAUGCCUGAGAGUAAAAGGAUUGUGGAAAGCCAGGCUCUCCAGGGACUCUGGUUGCCAUAGCAACCUUCCAGACUGUUCUCUCUAUCUUCUGAUUUGAGUAUCAAGGGAGAAUACACUCCAUCUUUCUAGCUUCUCAAAUGAGAGCACUUCCCAUCUAUUGGCUUAAGGGCUGGUAGAGCCAAGACAGGGGCACAGGAGCUUGGAAACUGUGGGGAAAGAUCAACCCCAACACUUUUCUGGACCUUUCCUCUUGGUUUUCUCACCCAGACCCUGAGCUGCCUCACCUUACCCCUGAAUGUUCAGAAACUUGAACACUAAGCAACUGCCCAGUUGAACCAAUGUCAAUAUUAGGAUUUUAAAAUGACAAGAGAGUCCUUAGAUGGGACAACUUAUUAUUCCUCAUUUGGCAGCCACACUGGGCUUUGCCCAGAAUAAUACUAGUCUUAGGUAUCUUGGAGUUCUCAGCUCCUCAGAGAGACUCUUCCAAGCUCUCGGAGAGAGAGGAAAAUAAAAGUUCCUCCCAGGUGACAGUCUGGCUCCUGGAAAAAGUCUCACAGGUGGUUCUUCUUGAAUCUCCGAAGGAAAAGAGGUGGUGGCUCCAAUGGUUUCUGUGUAGGAUUUCGUCCAGGGCCCCCCGUGGCCUGGGGCGUCUGCGUGCGGGUGUGAACGUCAAGAAACUGUGCACUGUUUUGCUGUGACUGCGGCACGGGCACUCACAGCUGCCAGGAAAGGUGGAGUCCACACUGCCUGCACACCUGACUCGAGCCAGCAGGGCUUCCGGAGGACUUCCUGGGGCUGCCAGCUUCAGCCAGCAGUGAGGGCUGCUCCUCCUGCCUGGGCAUCCCCAAGGAGCAAGGAGGGACAGCUGGCUGCUUGGGCACCCGAGUCUCAAAGGAAACUGAAUGAAAUGGAGUGGAAAUUUCAUGGAGAAUACGUCUUCCUCUAACACAAAAGCCUGGCAGAAGAAGAAUCACUUUGAAGCUCCCGCUACUCUGAAAUAACUUGGUCAUGGGGUUUGAGAAGAGUGUUAACACUGGCUGGCUCAGGUCAAGAUGUGUGUAUAUGUAUCAGGGUGUGUACCAGGGUCUGUGCAAGGCACUUUGAAAUGUAUUCUCCAAGUGAGGGUGUGCAGAGGUGAGCAACCACACUUAUGACAGAGUCUGAUGGAAAUCUUAAAACAGUAAGGAUUGCUGAUGCGUGGGGGUGAUUUUUGCCGAGAGAAGAAGAGGCGUCAAGAGGUGUGAAACCUAUGGUCAGCACGGAUGGAAGGGUUAUACAACCAGAGGAACCCUUAUAUCAAGACAAAAAAUGGCUGAGGAGGAAGAGGAGGAUCAACAGGAUGUGCACACUCUGUCAUCCUGAGCUCCCUGUAGCUUGGCCUUGAAAGGGAGCAGUGCCCUCACAAACCCAUUCUGUGUUUCCUGUCUGUGAGUACGCUCUCCUUUCCCAUCUCUGCUGGUGACUUUUUUCAGAAUGCGCCUUAACACAGAAUCCUAAACUGCUAGGAGCAGAGGGCACAAGGUGAAGGGCAGGCCAGUGCUCUACAGUGAGUAAGAGCUGGGCUGCAGUUGGGACACAUACUCAGGUCCAGCCCCUUGCUAGCUGAGUGGUCUUGGGUAACCCCUGAUCAUCUUAAGAGGAAGAAAUACCAAUGUAGGUCCUAGAGACCUUAAACACCCACUAAGCUCUAGAUUUGGUGUUUCUCCCAUGAUUUACUCUGGGACCUUUUGCUUUCUGUAGAUGGGAAAGGGCAUUGUAUCUGUACAUACAGCAAAGCAGAGAGAUUUUUCCUCUGAGUAACCUCAUAAAGCUCUGAGCACCACAGGUACUGCUGGAGCAGCACACUGCAAAUCCACAGAACUGCAAGUCUCUAGGAUGCAGCACACCUCAUGGCCAGCCUUGGAUGCUGAGACCCAAGUUCUCGGCUGAGGACAGAUGGAUGUCUUGGAGUAGUGAAGGGGUAGUUAGUACUAGUUUCAAAUGUUUUAUGCUGGGGUCAGAAGGUACUGGAAGCAGUGGUGUUGCAGAGGGCUUUAUUCUGGGUCAAAAGCCCUAUCUCAGUCCGGAUCGCAGCUGAAUAGUAAAACCUAGUUCCAGAAAUACAUGUGGUUCUUACAACACAAACAAGGAACGAGUUCAGACAGGUUAGAUGCCAAAAAUAGGAAGUAAGAGGGGAGCUUGCAUUGAUCCAAACCUAGUACACCUAGAUACAAUGUCUUUUUCUACCACAAGAUGUAAUAACUGAGUCUUUUUAUGAGGAAGUGCUUUGUGAUAAAAUUUUAAAAGGUAUUUGUAGCUACACAUGAAUAUAAGUAGUUGUCCCUUGGCAUGAUUGAAAUACAUAUAGGGAAUGUUAAAGUUUAAAAGGUUAUUGCUCUGCUUCCUGGCCAUUUGGCAGUGAACAGCUGUUCUCCACCACACCAUUUCUACCUUGGAGCCAGUGAAUCAUGGACUGAACCCACUGAAGCCUGCUGGGACCAAAGCCAGCUGCUCAUGCAUGCUAGGUGAGGCCCUAUCACUGACCUCCAUCCCCAGUCCCAGUGUUGGUUUCAAAGGCAGAAGACAAGGACUGGGAGAAAAUUCAGCAUCCUGGAGACACCAACAGAAAUGGUGCAACCUCUGUUUGGAGACCCUUUAGGUUGGGACUGCAGAAGAGAAUUCAUUGAACUCAGGUCCAUGUAAGACCUUCCAGAGCCUUAAGACCCCCCCCCAGUAUUAUAGCAUAUAAUGCCCUACACCUUCCUGAUGUGACAUGAUGAGGAACCAAAACACCUACGAGGUGUCCUUGUCCAAAACUGUUCCCCUGGAUCCAGUCCAGCCUCUAGAAUAGCUGCCACUUUCCAGGAAAGACAGAGAAGGAGACUAGCAACACCAGGGGGAAGUGAUCUGACAGAUACCAUACAGAAGGUGGGACUUUUGUUUAAAACAGCUGUUCUGAUUCUUGUAAAAGUUAAUGUCAUUCAGAAAGUAGAAUGGCAAUUGCCAGGAGCUAAGGGUGGGAGUGAGAAAUGGGAGUUAUUGUUCAAUAGGUAUGGAUUUCAGUUCUGCAAGAUGGAAGUAGUGGUGACAGUUGCACAACAUUACGAAUGUACCUAAUGCCACCAAAUUGUACCUUUAAAAAUGGUUUAAAUGAGCUGAGCAUGGUGGUGCAUGCCUGCAAUCCUGGCACUCGAGAGGCCGAGGCAGGAUGAUCGCCACAAGUUUAAAUAUAGCCUGGGGUGCAGAGUAAGUUUGAGACCAGCCUGAACUACAUAGCAAAAUCCUAUAUUAAAUAAAUGACAACAAAAAAGCUAAGAUGGUGACUUUUAUGGUACUUGUAUUCUUUGCAAGUUUAAAAAAUGUCAGUAUCUCGGCUGGGUGUGGCUCAGUGGGCAGAGUGCUUGCCUAGCAUGCGAGAAGCCCUUGGUGCAAUUCCCAGCACUACAAAAAAAUUUCUUUAAAGAACAAAGCCAUCCACACAGCCAUGCCUGUAGCUCUUGCUAUGCAGGAGGCCCUGAGUUCCAGGCCACCUUGGGCAGCAUAAAAAGACACUUCCUGCCCCCACCAUCAGAAGAAAGAAAUGAAACAAGGAAGCAAGAAAGAAAGAAGGAAAAAAGAAAGAAAUGGAGAAAGAGAAAGGGAGGAAGGGAGGGAGGAAAGGAAUGAAGGGACUGUUCUUGAUAAAAAGCAACUAAAAAUCAACCACAAAUGCAAAAGAUGAAUUUUUAAGAAUUUCUGGUUCAGCAAGACACAGCAGUUAUGAAAGGCAUUCUUGAGACAAUCAGGGAAACGCAGACGUUUGCUGCUAUUGUUCGAUAGUGUAAAGUGACUGUUAGCCUCCCUACAUGCAGUUACAAUGCUGAGAUUGUGUUAGAGAAUCUCACGGGUCCUACAGCACGUGCACGGAUGCGCUUAGAAAUCCAAUGUCCAGAUGUCUGCGAUUUACCUGUAAGUAGUUCUGAAAAGAUAAAGUAAGCAGAAUAAAGAACAAAAAUAAAUAAUAAAUAGUAAAACUGGCAACAUGUUAACCAUUGCUGGGUCUUGUACAUGUUGAGCAAGGCUGGAUCACUGAGUUAUAUUGCAAACCCAACAAGCAUUAAAUUUAAGCAGAAGAUGUAUUGGAGUCCAUUACAUCGUUUUUAAAAAACUGUUAUGGUUGUUUGAAUGGUUUAAAAAUAAGAUGAUAGGAUUAAAUGGUAUGAUCUCUCCCUGUCCUUUUCCUUAUGUAAUUCCACGUGGGGUGUUACAGUGAAGACUGUGUUAACAGUGGACCCCAAGGGAUGUUUCCAGGGGCAUGAAAGAAUAAUGAAUGAUAUACUUGUAGAUACACAGAAUUAUGCAUCUGUUACAACCCUCAGGGUAUACAAUACCAAGAAUGAACCCUAAAAUAAAAAUGUGAACCUUAUUUAAUAAUUAUGGUGGAGUGAUAUCAGCUCACCAUUUGUAACUGAUGGACCAAUAUAGGACAAGAGGUUAACCAUGAAGUGCUCUGCACAGGGGAGGGAGAGACUGUAUGGAAAGUCCUGAUACUUUCUGUUCAAGUUUUUCUAUAAACCUGA
Molecule: messenger RNA, 8550 nt
Organism: Chinchilla lanigera (long-tailed chinchilla)
Lineage: Eukaryota; Metazoa; Chordata; Mammalia; Rodentia; Chinchillidae
Gene: Kcna6
Product: potassium channel, voltage gated shaker related subfamily A, member 6
Exons: 2
Coding region: 189-1778 (529 amino acids)
Biological process (GO): potassium ion transmembrane transport; protein homooligomerization
Cellular component (GO): voltage-gated potassium channel complex; membrane
Molecular function (GO): protein binding; delayed rectifier potassium channel activity
Source: RefSeq, a predicted model, not a curated record